Molecule: messenger RNA, 1515 nt
Organism: Stylonychia lemnae
Lineage: Eukaryota; Ciliophora; Spirotrichea; Sporadotrichida; Oxytrichidae
Source: the annotation of a GenBank genome assembly
AUGUAAAAGCUCAAUAAAAUCGAAAAGCUUAAUGAAGAAUUCGCAAAAAUUUAGCAGAAAAGAAAUUCAAUUCAACAAGUUGAGAGUUAUUAGUUCGCAAACUUAGAAAUAUUAAAGAGUAAUAUGUUCAUGUAAAACUAGAACGCAGAAGAGAUAUUAGAAGAAAUUUAAGAUCUGAUGCAGCAAAGAGAUUUAGAAGUAAAUCAAAUCAAGGAAAGACUCGAUGAUGAAAAAAAGUUAUUUGCUUUGCAUGAAAAUAGUGGUGCGUAAUUAGAAGCUCAAAUCUCAAGCUUGAAAGAAGAAGUUUCAGAAAUCAACUAUUAGAACAGCUUUAAUAUCAAUGAAAUCACAAACUUAAAUCAAAGAGUAAUUGAGAUGAGAUCUCAGAGAGAAUUUCUAUUAAGUGAUAACUAAAAAUUACUUGAGGUAGACUAUGGGUUCACUCAGAGGGUAAAUGAAUAGAUUAGUGAGAUCCAGAAAUUAUCCUUAAUCGAGCAGGAAAUACUGGCUCACUUUUGUAAUGAAGAGUUUUUGAAUCAUUUAAGAGCUGAGACACCAUUCAAUAUAUUAGUCAUUAGAGAUAUGAAGGUUUAAGAGCAAUUGCAACUUCAAAUGUUAAAUAAUGGAUAUAGAAACAUAUUUCUUGGAGUGUACUAGCAAAGUCUUGAAGUUGACAAAGUUUACUGCGAUGAUGCUACUCAAUAGUUGUUUAUAGACUGGACUGAUAAUAUAUAAAUUGAGUAGAGCCUCUUGAAUAGCCUCAAGCCUUGCAUAGAUUUUAUAUGUAGACCUUACGAUGAAACUUUGUAGAAAAGCAAAAACGCCUCUAACAGAAAGUAACUGGUAUUUCUAAUAAACUAGGAAUAAGAAUAGUUCCUUGAAAUUUGCAGACUAUCUUUUGAAUAUUUGAACUAAAGAAAAGAAGUCGGUAAAUUUUACAUUUAAAACAGAAAAGAGGAACUUUAGUUUACUUAAUUGCAUGAAUUCUUUGAUGAGAUAGUGUGUUAAUUAAGUAAAAUUCAGCAGCCUAACUUUAUACUUGCCAGUUUUGAAACAUACGAUGAUGAGCUUGAACCUAUUCAUCUACAAAUUUUGAACAUAAUUACUUAAGAGGAUCAUCUAUUUGAAUACUUGCUUACUAAGAUGCAACUAUUAUCAGCUUAUCAACCUGGAUAGACAAGAGCUAAGUAUAAAUAACAAAGAAAGCAGCUUAUAUAAACGUAAGUUUAAAAUAUUGCAAGCGGGAGUGGAAACAAUGUCGUCUAGCAUAAUAGUAAAAAUGACAAAAGUAUUUUCCUUGAAAUGAAGUACCAAGAAUUCACACCUAUUAUUGAUCUUGUUUGUAAUGAGUAACCUAUCACAUUCCUGAUAACAAAUCUGGAUAGUAACUCUAAACUGCUUUUGGAAAAUUAGUAUAUGCAAGGAUUAUUGAAAUUUAUAAAGCAAUUCUCACAAAUUAAAGUUGCUUCAUCUAAAAGAGCAGUGAAAUAUUACUAACCAAAGAGUGAAUUAUGA